AUGACAAAAUGCUGCACUCUCUGCAACACGGCGCGUGGCGUGCUGGUGCGAUGCCAAGUGGACGCGACAGGGAAAUGGCAUUUUGUGUGUCCUGGGGCAUGCUGGAAGGCGGUUUCAGGAGGGGUCGAAGAUGCAAAGGGAUUGAAGGAUGAAUAUCCGUACUAUCGAUAUGGUGGCAUGUGGAAAGAUAGGAGUGCCGAUGGGCCGGUGAGCGCGAAGAAGCCGAAAAAGGUCAAGGAAAGACAACAGGCAGAAAUGGGGGUUGGACGGGAGAGGGGUGGUGCAGAGGGUGGGGAGGGGCUCGAUGGUGCAACAGAGGUUGCAGAAUGA
Messenger RNA from Exserohilum turcica Et28A, 330 nucleotides. RefSeq lists its product as uncharacterized. Lineage: Eukaryota; Fungi; Ascomycota; Dothideomycetes; Pleosporales; Pleosporaceae. The record is from RefSeq and is a predicted model, not a curated record. Bases 1 to 330 code for a protein of 109 amino acids. The transcript is spliced from 2 exons.